Molecule: messenger RNA, 2752 nt
Organism: Sphaeramia orbicularis (orbiculate cardinalfish)
Lineage: Eukaryota; Metazoa; Chordata; Actinopteri; Kurtiformes; Apogonidae
Gene: syngr2b
Product: synaptogyrin 2b
Exons: 4
Coding region: 157-900 (247 amino acids)
Cellular component (GO): neuromuscular junction; synaptic vesicle membrane
Source: RefSeq, a predicted model, not a curated record
UCCUCCUGACGCGUCCUGGCCUCGUCAGAGUCCAACAGCAGAAGGUGGCAGUAGUUUAGGCUUUAGUUUAGUUCAGCUGCCGGUGCGUCCUGUCCUGUCCUGUCCUGUCCUGCCAGGUGGACUCACACUACACGGAGAGUUUUGUUCCGUGGAGAUAUGGAGGAGACGGGCGGUGCUACAGCGUACGGGGCUUCGCUCGCAGGAGGAGGCUUCGACUUCUACAAGUUUGUCCGACAGCCGCAAACCAUUGUGCGCAUACUGAGCUGGGUCUUUGCCAUUGUGGUGUUCGGCUGCAUCACGACAGAGGGAUACAUCAACCCUCCCACCAGUUCACAUGCCAAGUGCAUCUUCAACCAGAAUGACUCGGCGUGCCAGUAUGCUGUCAGUGUCGGAGUGCUGGGCUUCCUGGCAUGUGUUGGGUUCCUUGUGCUGGAUGUUUACUUGCCUUUCAUGAGCAGUGCACAAGAAAGAAAAUAUGCUGUGAUGGCAGACCUGGGCUUCUCAGGGGUGUGGACCUUCCUGUGGUUCGUAUGUUUCUGCCUGUUGGCCAGUCAGUGGGCUCGCACGCAUGAUGUCAGUGGUAUUCCUGAGGACGCUGCACGUGCUACCGUGGCCUUCUCAUUCUUCUCUAUCGCCACCUGGGGAAUUCUGACCUACUUUGCCCUGGUUCGUUUUCGUCGUGGUGUUAAUGAAGUCACCAUCCCAACAUAUACCGAACCUACGCCGGAACCCCACACCCCGUACCCUCCGACAUAUGCUCCUCCCUCCUACAACCCGACCACCUACACCCCCACCACGUACUCAGUCUACCCCUCCAGUGGGCCCGAGAUGCAGCCGUCUCCCUUCACCCAAAACACCCAGCCACAGGGAGACAUGGGCUACCAGCCACCCGCCUACUGAGACCCCGACAGAGGGGGGAGGGGUGUGACUGCACUGCACAGACCCAGGACUAGAUCGCACUGAUGUGGUUCUACAUGUUCUUUUACAACUCAGCGCUGCAGUUACAAGCGAGAGAAGAGGACAAUGCUUUCAGACCUUUAAGACAUCAGGCUGAAGGUUGAGUUUAUCAGUAGAUACAACUUUUACCUCAUAUGGGCUGAUAGACAGAGGAUAGGUAGAAUACCCAGGAGGUCAAAGGUCACACACUGUGACAUUAAAACAUUUAAUACCUUUGACAAUAAGAGCACCACUUAGUCUCUUUACUCUCUGGUGUGCAUUUGUACAUAGAUUUCACAAAACUGCCAUUUAAUGGGUGGAAGUGCCUGAUUUUUUUUUUUUUUUCUUACAUCCCUGCAUCUUUAAAGUUUAGUAUGUAAUAAUUUAAUUUAGCACAUGCAUGUGUGGGAAUAUAAAGUACAGUGGGAAAAGACCACUGCAAAGCCAAAUAUCACUGUGAUUAAUUUAAUUUUGUGAAACAGGGCUCUGUAUAGAUGAUCCAAUUCAUUUUGAUAGCCAUAUAAUCAUAAAGUCAUACAUGAAAUAUACACUUUGUGUCAAGCAAUCUGUGGACUACAAGUGAAACCUUCAUUGUGGUGGAUACAACAGUGCUUUUAAGAUCACUCCAUUAAAAAAAAAUGUUUUGUGAAGGUUAAGUUGGAGCCACAUUUCGGUCUGUAAAAAUAGGUUAAAAGUGCCAUGUGAAAAGGUGUCUGACCUUUAAACUCUUGCAUCUACCACACAAGUAGACAAGGAGAGGAAUGUAGAUAACUGCACUUACCCAAGAGGCUUACCAUCAUGCUGAACAGUAAUUUAUUAACUAUCAGACAGCGAAACCUCUGCAGCCUGUGAACACACAAACUGGGCAUUUAUGACAUCUGUCUUUUUUUUGUCUCAUUUAUCCCCAUGUUAAUCUAACAGUCUUUACCAACAGAUUACCCUCUCAUCCUCCAGGGUUGAGAAUCACACAAAACUUCUUAAAUGACUGCUGGUUUGUUCUGUUUUGUUCAUGCCAGUUGGUACAUUUGUCAGUAUAACAUCUCAGACUGUAGCUGGUUUGUCUCAGCCAAAGUUGCUCUUAAAAGUUGGGGUUUUUUGGUGACUAAUCAAAAGGUUUUACAGGGUUGGAAGCAGAAGUUAGAUCUGUGCAAAUGAUAGAGCAUAUUUAUUGCAACAGAUGCCAUGUAGUUGGUGUUACACAGCAGACCUUUAUACAGAAGAAAUGAUGUCCUUAAGAGGAGUUAUGUGCAGAUCUGAAUGUGAUACUGAACAUGACCUUAGUGAAGAUAAAUGUUAUAUUUAGGUUUUAUAACAGCUGAGGAUCACAGCUGUCAUCAGUGCUCUUCUUGAGUUUUGCUCAUUUUCAUGCUCUGGAAAAACAGUAAUAUCUGCUUGUCAAGGUACACUGGAAAUCAAAGUAUUUGUGUGGUUAUUUUUAGCAGUUACUCACUGUGAGUGACUCUACAUUGUGAUUUUGACUUUGUGUCAAGAGUUAAACAGCUCCAGUUUUAAACAUAAUGCUGAUUUUUGAACUAGUGUACUAGUAAGUGUUUAGAUUUGAGUAUUUUUUUUAAGUUUAAUAUAUUGUUAGAUAAAAUUUUAUUGAGGUCCCCAUAGCAGACAUCAGGAAAAAACAAAUAGCUUUUAAUCAUGUUGGAUUUCUAAUGCUUCUACUGACUGUAUUCAGAUUGGCAUAAGAAACUGGUAAUGUUCUGAAUGGAGUUGGGAAGUUACCAUACUGCAUGCUCUUUUCUUCUUGUGCAAGUCAGCACAACUUAUACAUCAGUCUGUCUUUAUAGAAUAAAACUGUGCGCAG